Cicer arietinum (chickpea) is the source of this 738-nucleotide messenger RNA. NCBI's taxonomy places the organism in Eukaryota, Viridiplantae, Streptophyta, Magnoliopsida, Fabales, Fabaceae. The record is from RefSeq and is a predicted model, not a curated record.
AUGGGAAUUUUAGUUGGAGUGGGACAAGACAGAGUUUAUGAAAGGAAUGAUGUCACUACAAAAUUUAAAGUUAUUGAGUUAGAGUCAGAUGGUAUAAGGAUUGAAUGUGCACUGUUUGGAUCCUAUGUUGAUGAACUGGAUGCAUAUUUGCAAUCCGGUUAUAAUCAAAAUGUUGUUGUACUUGCUCAGUUUCUAAAAGUGAAGAUGUUUAAUGGUAAAAGCCAACUACAAAAUGCAAUGAACUGUACUAAGCUUUUAUUCAACCUUGAAAUUCCUGAGUCAGUUUCUUUCAAACUCAAACACUCGCAUAACUUUGACUCGCCAACUCAACCAUUAACUCAUAAGAAGGAUACUUCUCAUUUGAGUUUAGAAGAAGAAUUUUUAAGUUUUUUACAACGCAUGACUAUAGAGGAAUUUAAGGAUUUUAAACAUAUUCUUGGUGAAGGGGAUUGGUGGUAUGGAGCAUGUGUAUGCAACAAAGGAGUUGUUAUUGAAUCUAAAAGGUACCAUAUCAAGGUUAGAGUCGUUGAUGAUACUGAUUCUGCUACCUUUGCCAUAUUUGAUCAUAACGGAAUUUCGCUAACAAAUAAAUCAUGUCUAAAUUUGCUUCAUGAAAUGGAUCAAGAUCCACAAUCUGACGCCGUGCCAAAAGAAAUUGGAGAUUUGGUUGAAAAACAAUUGCUAUUUAAGAUAGAGGCAAAAAAUGAUGUGAACUCAAAUUUUGAAAAAUCAUUUUGA